Molecule: messenger RNA, 1021 nt
Organism: Paramecium pentaurelia
Lineage: Eukaryota; Ciliophora; Oligohymenophorea; Peniculida; Parameciidae
Source: the annotation of a GenBank genome assembly
AUGAAUACUUUAUAGGAAAACAGAUUAUUUGUUUAGCAAAUUAAAUAGAAACAAGAUGAAUUUAAAGUAUAUAUUUAUCAUAGUAUAAGAAAACUAUUCAAUUUCCAUUUAAGAAAGAACCUCCUCUAUUGUAGUAGCAUAAUUUUAAUUAGCUUACAUCUCCUAAUUAAAGAAGAGAACAAACUCCAAAUUAAAGAAAGGGCAAGAAUGAAAGUAAGAUUAUUUUUUUAUAUUUUAGAUGAUAAUUCAUGUUCACCUACUCUUUUUCGAACUCCAUAAAUUAGUUUACAUUAUGACUAAAAUAAAAAGCAUAAUUAAUAGAGUAAUAAUAGAAGUCGUAAUGAGAAUGUGUCAAAUUACAAAGAAAGAAGAGAGCCAAUUAAUGACUCUGUCACUAAGGAUUACUCAAAAGUAUUAGAAGAAGUGAUGAAAAAAUACAGACAACUGAAAUCAGAAUUAUUGACAAAAGAUAAGGAAGUGCAGAAGACAAGAUUUUAUAAAGAAGAAUGGUUGAAAGAAAAGGUUUAGAUAUAUCAUGUAUGACUAUAUAGAAACGUAAUGAAUAAUUACAAGAGAGAAACAAGAUUUUAAAAACGAAAAUGUUAAAAAUCAUUGAAUUAGUUUAAUAAGAUUAAUUGAAAUAGAAUGAUGAUUCGGAGGUAGUAUCAUUUUAUUAAAAUUUUAGUCAAUAGGGUAUAAUAUCUAGUCUCUAAACAGAAAAUAAGUAUUUACGUUAAAUGUUGCAUUUAUAUGAUGUUACAGAUAUUUCAAGUUAAUUAGAAUAACUUGAAGGAGAAUAGGAAUAAGAAGUAGUUUAUAUUGAUAACAUUUUGAAUGUUUUUCUUGGUGAUUUGAAAACAAUAUAAAAGAAUAAAAAAGAAAAGAAAGAUAAUUAAUAAUUAGGUACUUAUUUGAUAUGAAUAUUAAAGGUCAAUUUAAUUCAUUAUCACUAACAGUUUUGAACAAAGAGUCAAGCUUUGUUGAUUUGUCAGAAGAUAAACUUUUAAUGGAAUAAUCAUGA